AUGAGUCACCCAGUCAGCAAGGCGGACUCAGACGCGGCAAGGGCGGAGGGCAAUGCAGCGUUCAAGAAGGGGCGUUGGAGCGAGAGUAUAGGACGUUAUACCAAAGCCAUCCUGCACAAUCCUGAAGACCCACUGGCAUAUGGGAACCGCGCACAAGCGUACCUUAAGCUGGACAAGUAUGCCGACGCGGAGAGGGACUGCACCAUUGCGCUGGAAAAGCAGGAGGGGAAUAUCAAGGCGCUAUAUCGCAGAGCACUGUCUCGGAAGGGGAUGGAGAAGUUCGACGAGGCUAUAGCAGACCUGGAAGCGCUGCUUAUAGUUGAAGUAGCGAACGAAGCUGCUUUGGAAGAGCUGAAGGAGAUUCAGUCGUUGCGCGGUCGCUCAAUAGUAGCCAAGGCAGCGAAGCCAAAGCGGUCCCUAGCGCCCAUAGAAGCACCGACGAAAGCAAAUGGAGCAAUGCCCAACCCCAUACCUACGCCGGUCCCCAGUCCUACAUCGGCCCCUGCUCCGGCCUCUGCACCUACCCCAACUCUUGAAGACGUCGCGAUCCCAGCCGUCGAAGCAGCUCCUAAACCUCCCUCUACCUUUUCGGCGCUAAAGACCACCCGGGCCAGUAAGAAGGCGGCGUACAUCCCCCCAGCUGCCGCUCCUGAGCCGGGCCCACGCUCCUCUACAAGAGCUCCAGAAGCAGUAGCAUCACCGCCAGUGGCAUCGGCGGCGAUUCCGCCUUCCACAACUAGCACCAAGGCAGCUGUACCUGAAACGACCCCUCCCUCCUCUUCACGCCCAGCCUCACCCAUUCCCAUUCCCACUCCACCUACAGAUCCCAACUCGACAGCAUCCGGGACCGGCAUCCUCCUCCUCCGCGCGCUCACCGCUCUUCCCCCUCGUUCUGGCUGGGCGCUGCUCCGGCAAUAUCCACCGGCCAACAUCCCUCUAAUAUUAUGUCCCAUCCUCGAACCGGAUUCGCUCGGAAUGGUCGUUCUUGCUUUGGCCGAGGCGGAUGAUGAGGGCUUGCAAAAGGUCAGGACGAUCAUGGAGGGACUGCGGCGUACGCCGAGAUUCAGUAUGAACACGAUGAUGAUGGAUAACCGCGCCAGAGUCGCUGGAUCAGCAGCAUGGAAGAAGGCAGGGGGCGAGGGUGCGUGGCCAUAG
Molecule: messenger RNA, 1155 nt
Organism: Dioszegia hungarica
Lineage: Eukaryota; Fungi; Basidiomycota; Tremellomycetes; Tremellales; Bulleribasidiaceae
Exons: 6
Coding region: 1-1155 (384 amino acids)
Cellular component (GO): mitochondrion; cytosol
Molecular function (GO): heat shock protein binding
Source: RefSeq, a predicted model, not a curated record